Tetrapisispora phaffii CBS 4417 is the source of this 1188-nucleotide messenger RNA. RefSeq names its product glucose-induced degradation complex subunit VID24 (gene VID24). Gene Ontology annotation, biological process: negative regulation of gluconeogenesis; proteasome-mediated ubiquitin-dependent protein catabolic process; protein catabolic process in the vacuole. The transcript has a single exon. The record is from RefSeq and is a predicted model, not a curated record. NCBI's taxonomy places the organism in Eukaryota, Fungi, Ascomycota, Saccharomycetes, Saccharomycetales, Saccharomycetaceae. Gene Ontology annotation, cellular component: extrinsic component of membrane; GID complex. Bases 1 to 1188 code for a protein of 395 amino acids.
AUGAUUCACGACAGUUUUCAUGCAAAGAGAAACAUCCCAGUCAACGAGAUCAAAUCAAAGAAUCGAAACGGUUCGAAGGAAAUCGAUGUCAUUUCUCAUAACCAUAGUUACUUGAAAUUAAACCAUCUGUCAUCAUCCCUAUCGUUGGUUGUGGCUGCUGCCAAUGAUGUCGAACCAGCGAGUCUUUCCGAUCAGAAUGAUAGCACUAUAUCAAAAAUAGAUAGCUGUACAAUGUUGCAGACUGCGUCCCCCCCACAGACUGCUACUUCCCAGCACAGAGUUUCGAACAGCGGCACUGCCAGGAAAAAAUAUAUACACGGGGAUACCUCAAAUUACACGUGCUCAGUUCCUUCACCUACGUUAUCAAAACAUCUUCACACUGAUUAUCUGAGGCAAAACAUGGUGUUUAAAGGCCAUCAGAUAUCAGGCUAUAAAAGUUACGAAGUGGUCAUAGAGCUAAGCAAUGUCUUGCUCCCUACUCGCGACUCGCUGGGUGGUGCUACUGAGCCGCAUAUCACCGGCUCUCUUACAAUAAAAAAUUUAACUGCUGUGAACCCAGAAAUUACCACAUACUUCGACUCAUAUGUAGUCACUUCGAAUAGCGAGUGCGACGCGAGUUUCGGGUUCUUGUCUUCAGAUUGGGUCAAGAAUAGCAAGAUAGAUUUGCUAUCGGAUGAAUCGUUGGCUAGUUUUCUAUCAGAUGAUGCAAAUGAUUAUGAGCAUUGGUCAAAUUUUCACAAUUACAGACAUGUGAUAAGAGCUUCUUACAACGAAUACGAGAGUAAUAGUAGAUUUCAUAAACAUGAUGGAGAUUCAAGCACCGGCAAGAAAGGCAUCUCCUCUUGUUCAGUUCGGGAUUCUAUGAACGUCGACGACUAUCUAAACGGGAGGAUACCCUUAAACAUAGACAACUAUAGAAACCAAAGGUUUAUAUUUAUGAGAUGGAAGGAAAGGUUCUUACUUCCAUCCUCAGUUCAGCCAGAUGACACGGAGGACUCUUUCAAUUAUGCAUCUAAUAUAAGAGGCGCAAAUUUCGACGGCUACUAUUAUGUAGUGCACGACCAGUUGAACGGUAGUAUCAAGGGUUUCUACUACCAUCCAAAGGCAACAAAAUUCCAGCAACUAGAGUUAUAUCCAGUUGAUCAGAAAAACAUUCAUAAGUUGACGUCAAAUUAUUCCUUUAAUUAA